AUGUCGCAACCUGAGGAAGCGAAACAAGACCUGGCUGACCUCGAUGAGUUUGAAGGCCUUUUCCUGGCAGAUGUUACCCCUAAGCUCGAAAAAUGGUGGUUUCAGUAUCCGUCCCUGCUAAAACUGAAUCUGCUGUUACUCUGCGCCUUCUUGGCUCAGUUUACCUGCGGUUUUGACGGUAGCAUGUUGAAUGGCAUGCAGUCCUUGCCUUCGUGGAAAGCUGCGUUUGGUAACCCGGAUGGUGCCAAGCUGGGCACUUUGGUCAAUGCUAUCAAUAUUGGUGUGCUCGUUUCGGUAACCUUCUCCUCCCAGAUGUGUGAGAUUCUCGGACGGAAGAAACCCAUUACAGUCGGUACAGCUUUAAUUACUAUUGGCUCUGCUCUUCAAGGUGGUGCGCAAAGCUUAGGCAUGUUUAUUGCUGGCCGCAUUAUCAUCGGUUUGGGUACCGGCAUCGUGGCUGUCGCCGCUCCCCAGCUGAUGAUGGAGGUCGCAUAUCCAACGCAUCGUGGAAAGAUUGUUUCUCUAUAUAUGACCCAGUGGGUGGUUGGCUACUUGAUCGCAGCUUGGACUACAUUUGGCACCUUCAAAAUGAAUUCUUCCUGGAGCUGGAGGCUUCCUAGUCUCUUGCAAGGUGUUCCAUCAAUCCUGCAGCUGGUGCUAAGUAUUUUCGUACCGGAAUCACCUCGUUGGCUUGUUUUCAAAGACCGGCAAGAAGAGGCUCUGGAUGUGCUCGCAAAAUAUCAUGCGAGCGGCAAUCGGAAUUCUCAACUGAUUCGCUUUGAGAUGCUUGAAAUCCAGGCGACAUUGGAAGAGGAAAAGAAGCAGAAGGCAAUUCAGUGGAGCGAGUUUAUCCGAACCCAGGGAAACCGAAAGCGUCUUUGGAUCCUGUUGUUUAUUGGCUACGCUGCUCAGUUAUCUGGCCUUGGUCUGACCGGAUAUUACCUCGCCAAGAUCCUUGAUAGUAUCGGCAUUACAGAUGCACAGACUCAGCUGCUCAUUAACGCCAUUGCAGCUAUCUGGCAGUUAUGCUGCUCGAUCUUCUUUGCCAUGCUUAUCGAUCGUGUUGGAAGACGAGGAUUGAUCACCUUCGGUAUGACUGUCAUGCUUCUUGUGUUUAUCAUAUGGACGAUUUGUUCGGCUAUCAACGAGCAGAGACACUUUACAGAUCACUCUCUUGCGCUGUCCGUUGUAGCUAUGAUUUUCUUGUUCCAGUUUGGCUACCAACCUUUUGCCAUUGCCACCGUGCCUUAUGUCGUGGAGUGUUCUCUUUUCUCUCUCCGGUCAAAAACAGCUAUGAUUUUCCAAUUUUGUGGGUACACAGCAAGUUUCUUUACCGGUUAUGUGAACCCUAUUGCUAUGGACAACAUUGGCUGGCGCUACUAUAUAGUUGCCUGUGUCAUUCUGGCUUUUGAAUGCACAUUUGCGUGGUGGUAUUUGCCAGAGACUAAGGGCAAGGGUCUUGAAGAAAUUGGCGAAAUUUUCGAUGGCGACGAGCUUUUGACGGGUGCCCAGGCAAUCACCAAACAUUACAAGGAGCAGCAUGCAGCCGCCAAUAUUCGCGAGAGGAAGGCUUUCACGGACCAAGUAGAAGUCACUAACGAGGGCUGA
Molecule: messenger RNA, 1608 nt
Organism: Penicillium lagena
Lineage: Eukaryota; Fungi; Ascomycota; Eurotiomycetes; Eurotiales; Aspergillaceae
Product: general substrate transporter
Exons: 3
Coding region: 1-1608 (535 amino acids)
Biological process (GO): carbohydrate transport; transmembrane transport
Cellular component (GO): membrane
Molecular function (GO): carbohydrate:proton symporter activity
Source: RefSeq, a predicted model, not a curated record